UGUAAAUAAAAGAACACUCAGGUUGGCAGCUCUAAAAUGACACGAGUUGGCAAACGAAAAGUGGCAGCACCUCGUGCCAAAAAUAUCGAAUACGGAAAAUAAACAAUUCCAUCAGCUGCACGUGUAGUCGUCGUUGCACAUUUAAUAACAAAACAGUUUACUGCAAAGGAAUUUGGCAUAAUUCUAAAUAAUUUAGCAACAUGGAACAGUCACCAGAUACAGAGCCAAAUAUUUUAAUAACAGGCACUCCUGGAGCUGGCAAAUCAUACCUGUGCGAACGCCUGGCCGAACAACUGAAAUUCAACUGGCUGGACUGCUCGAAAAUUGCCAAGGACAAUAACUUUGUGGAGGAGCACGACGAUGAGUUCGACUGUCCCAUUCUGGAUGAGGAAAAGCUAAUGGAUCACCUGGAACCCCUGAUGGCGAAGGGCGGCAACAUUGUGGAGUAUCACGGCUGUGAUUUUUUCCCAGAACGCUGGUUCGAGGCCGUUUUCGUGGUCACCUGCCCCAACACCGUAUUGUACGAUCGCCUUAAGGAUCGCAACUACAACGAAAGGAAGCUCACAUCAAACAUUGAGUGUGAAAUAUUUGGAACCAUUCUGGAAGAGGCCUAUGAUUCCUACAAAGAGGAUAAGGUCUUCAAGCUCUCCGGUGAAACAAAGGCGGAUGCCGACAAAAGCCUGAAGACAGUGAAGAAUUGGUAUCGAAUGUACAAAAGAAAAUAAAGGCUUUGUAAAAUAGAAGGUAAAAUCUUGGCUGAUAUAUUUGUUAA
Drosophila kikkawai is the source of this 772-nucleotide messenger RNA. RefSeq names its product adenylate kinase isoenzyme 6 (gene Ak6). NCBI's taxonomy places the organism in Eukaryota, Metazoa, Arthropoda, Insecta, Diptera, Drosophilidae. Gene Ontology annotation, molecular function: ATP binding; ATP hydrolysis activity; AMP kinase activity. Gene Ontology annotation, cellular component: nucleus; cytoplasm. The record is from RefSeq and is a predicted model, not a curated record.